AGCAUGGUUAACUACACAUAACGUUGACUACAUGGUCAAUAAAUUUUUUGGUCUUCCACCGCAACGCGCUGGCAUUGUCCUAGUCUACUUAAAAAGCCGAUGACCAUUUUACCUGCCAGCCUGCCGCGCGCUGACAGCCCCAAACCCAUCCACAAGCAAAGCCGCGAUACCCGCGCGCUCUGUGACAACGGCGAUGGAAGUGACACUCCGCCGCUUCGAGCUCUCGGACGUGGACGCCAUGAUGACAUGGGCGUCGGACCUCGAGGUCGCCGCCUUCUGCCGCUGGGAGCCCUACGCCUCCACGGAAUCCGUCCUCGCCUACCUCCGCGACACCGUGCUCCCGCACCCCUGGUUCCGCGCCAUCUGCCUCGCCGGCGACGGCCUCCCCGUGGGCGCGGUGUCCCUGGAACCCACGGCGGACGCGUGCCGCGGGGAGCUCGGGUACGUGUUGGCCCGCGCGCACUGGGGCAGGGGCGUGGCCACGGCCGCCGUGCGGCGCGCGCUCGCCGCGGUCUUCGGCGAGGUUGAGGGGCUGUCCCGCGUGGAGGCGCUCGUGGACGUGGACAACGCGGCGUCGCACCGCGUGGUGGAGAAGGCUGGGUUCCGGCGCGAGGGCGUGCUCCGGAGGCACUACUGGCACAAGGGCCGCGCCAGGGACCUCGUCAUGUACAGCUUCGUCUCCGGCGACCCCUUGCCCCAGUGAACACCGUGCCGGAUGCCACUGCAUACGUCCGAAAAACUGCGUUUGGUGAACGCGACCUGCUGUGUAGCGUCGAGUGAAAUAAAAUCCGUGUUUGCAGUUAGUUUCUUG
Molecule: messenger RNA, 811 nt
Organism: Lolium perenne
Lineage: Eukaryota; Viridiplantae; Streptophyta; Magnoliopsida; Poales; Poaceae
Molecular function (GO): acyltransferase activity, transferring groups other than amino-acyl groups
Source: RefSeq, a predicted model, not a curated record